Messenger RNA from Cololabis saira (Pacific saury), 3545 nucleotides. It is a transcript of the gene inka2, whose product is annotated as inka box actin regulator 2. The transcript has 2 exons. Gene Ontology annotation, molecular function: protein serine/threonine kinase inhibitor activity; protein kinase binding. Gene Ontology annotation, cellular component: nucleus. The coding region runs from base 285 to 1610 and encodes 441 amino acids. The record is from RefSeq and is a predicted model, not a curated record. Lineage: Eukaryota; Metazoa; Chordata; Actinopteri; Beloniformes; Belonidae.
CAGACAUAUAGUCUGACAUCAGCCGAGCAGCGGCCACUGAGAAGCAGACACGGACUGAUGCGUCCACAAGAAGGACCUCAUUAUCAUUUUCUGGAGUAAACACAUUUUCGUCAUCAGGAGGAGUCGCGUCAUUUGGAGCCGGAGCGCACAUUCCUGAGCAGAUUUGCGCAUUUUUUUGAUUGCAGAUUUGUUUGUAUCCCCUCACGCGCGCUGUUUUCUAUGUUUAUUUCCCAGUCAAAGUCAUGCUCGAAGCGUUAUAUCUGAAAUUGUUUUAAUUCAGCAACAUGGAACAGCAGCCCUUCAAACCCGAAUCCAAAAACAUGGACGCGUGUCUGAGACGGCUGAAACAAGAACUGCUGUCUAUGAAAGAGGCAGGAGAUGGCCUCCACGCUCAGAUGAACUCAAUGAUGGGAGCCCUCCAGGAACUCAAGCUGCUUCAGGUCCAGACAGCGCUGGAAGGCCUCGACAUUUCGGGGCGGCCCAUUAACAGAGGAAUCCCACGCCCAGUGCCAGCAGCUCCCCCUCAGGCAGCAGCUACUUCGGCUUCAAAAGAGGAGCACGGGUCCUGUUUUAGACCAACUAUGGCGGAAGAGUCCAACAUAGAUCCAAUGCCAAGUCCAAGGCCAUCUGUGGACAGCAGAAACUCCCUUAGUAGAGAUGAACAGACUUCAUCCCGAAACAGAAGCAGCCUGGAAACCUCGUCAUCUUCGGCAUCCAGUCUAGAGAGCGACAGUGACAGUGACAGUGAAACAACUGAAAGCAGUGAAAGCAGUGCAAGAAAUGCAAGAAGUGAGAAUGACCUGGAGUCGAUACCUCGGAGGUGGUCGGGAUACACCGCCCCUCAGGUUGACUUCUGCGGACCAGUGGUGGGAAACCCUCCACCAGAACCCCAUUACUCCCAUUCGCAUGCUUCUCGUCAUUCACAAGUGGUGGACCUGCCUGGGAUCCUGUACAGCCUCUCCAGAGAGGGCCCCUCCUUGGACAGCGACUAUUCCCAGGAAAGCGCGGACGAUGCCAGUGACUGGACAUCCUCGCUCAUGAGCCGCUGUCGCAAUCGUCAACCCUUGGUGCUGGGCGACAAUGUAUUCGCAGACCUGGUAGGCAACUGGCUGGACUUGCCCGAGGUGGAGAGGGAGGAUGGAAAAGAAUUGGAUAGGAUGGUGGAAGAUGGAGCGGACAGACCGGACACCCCGGCGCAUCCUCUCCGCCUGAGCCGCUCGCAAGAGAUCUGCAAGAAGUUCUCGCUCACGACAAACAUCUUCAAGAAGUUCCUGCGCAGCGUCCGUCCCGAUAGGGACAAACUGCUGAAAGAGAGGCCGGGCUGGAUGGCUCCCGAGCAGUCGGAGGGCGACCUAUUAAAAAGGCCAAAGAAAGUAGUUCCUAAAAGUUCAAAGGGCAGCUUUUACUUGCCUUUCUGGGCGAGUGGACAGCCGGGGAAAGGCAGAGCGUUCCUCCCUUUAGCGGAGGCAGAUAAGGACCACCACCAUCAACCCUUCCCCCAAUUCCACCAGCAACCAUUCACUGGGAUUUAUUUAGACAGGAGACGGCCAGAAACCGGCCUGGAGAAAAUGCAGCCCUUGUUUGACUACAACACAGCUGUGUGGGUCUAACAGUCAGCCGCGAGCCAAAAGACUGCCAUUGAUGCCAGAGUGACUGUGUGACAGGUGCUGGUGGGGCUUCAACUGUGAUAGACGGGAGUGAAUGGGUGAAUGAGUGAGAGGCUUGGGUCCAGAAAAAUGAAGCCAUAAACUUCACACCACCACAUCUUGGUCCUGCGACUGAAAGAUUAAGGGGGCAACAUUUUAUCUGACAAUCUGAAACACCAGACUUUGUUUGCUGUGAGCGCAUGAGCAUGUGCUGCUGCAGCAUGUCCCAGCCUGAGUUUGUCUUUUCAGAGUUUAUGCUGCGGUUUUUGUAUUAUUCAAAAUUUCUUCACACAUUUGCAUGAAUGACUGGAUUGUCUGGUUUUCUUACAGUAAAAGACGGUACUUUUGAAAUGGACAUCUUUCUCUGAUCACCAUCAAUGCAGGUCUUUAUAAAAACAUACACAGAUUUCUUUUUUUCACUGAACUACUACAACACAUUACUCCCAUAUAUCCCACUUCUUUGCAUUUAUGAAUAGCAACACCCAGUGUUACAUUGCAUGGACAAGUGAGGCUGCAAACAGCUGUCGCUGAACGCACUGCCACUAAACUUGUCUAAGCUCUCUUUUGUCUCUGAAAGGCUUGGAAACUCAGGAUUAACAAGACUCAUGUUUUUCACUUUGCUCAGGAAAUAAACACCGGAGGAAAACAAUUAGACACUGCCUGGUCUCACAAUUUCUCACUGAUAACAGCAACAUGGUGCAUGACAUAACCAGUGAUGUGGUCGUUUUAAUGGUAGAACCACACAUUUUUCUUCUCUGUCAUGUCAUCUUGCAAAGCUUGAGUGAACUGAAAGUCCUUUUGGGUUGUUGAUGUGUAAAAAAAAAAAUGGGAAGGGGGUGAACACGGCGAACCGUGAGCACAGGGUAACUGACAGCCAUCUGGUACCCUGUCAAAAUGCAAAGCCUGUUACAAUCUAAAGGAAGAUGCAGAAUAAUCUUGUUUAAUCCCAAAGCUUUGUGAAUGAUAAUGAUGAUGAAGUUGCAUACAGUACUGUUUAUACACAACCCAAUAUAUUACAUGGCUGGGAAAAGAUUGAAACAACUGAGAGUGGAAGAAAUGACAAGUCAUAUUUUACAUAGGAUUAUGUAAACACACUUAAUGUACAGAUAUUUGUACAUAUUUAUCAUCGACCAAAACAACAGCAAUAAGAAGCAUUUACUAUAACAUCCCAUUGCAUGGUUUUCAAUAUCCUGCACAGUCAAACAUCUAAGAUUAAAACAGUUUUAAUGUCACAUAUAAUCAAUGCCACCAUACUGACAGUAUUUUCUUGGAUCAUAAAAAACUUCUUACUGUGUAUUUAAUUACAAGCGGCACCGUAACGGUUUAAAUAAAACCACAGCUUCCCUCACAAGCUCCUGCAGGAUUAUAGAUGACACUGCCCGUUUUGAACCCAAACACUUCACUUUUAGUGGAGGACCGCUGUUAUGCAAGGACAAUCUUAUACAAUUAUUAUAUAAAAAAAUAAAUACAUUUCACAUUGUUCUAAAAGUGAUACCAGACCAUCCAACUCAGCCAGCAGGGAUUAGGUCACAGAGGUCCUUUUGAGUGUCUUUGCCAGCUGAUCCAUAUGGUGUUGUCUCAGUAUUCAGGUCAAUACAUUCUGCACAUUCAGAGGGUCCAACACACACACACACACACACACACACACACACACACACACACACACACACACACACACACACACACACACACACACACACACACACACACACAACUGAGGACACAGUUGUGCCAUAAGGCGCAGGCUGAGAUAUAACACAGUAUGCUUUUGUAAAAGUAAUUUUUAUUUCUUUCUAUCAAAGUUGUCUUAAAUGUAAUUUUCUGCACUGUUGUUGAUGUUUUUUCAGCAGGUUUCUGCGAACCUAGUGGUUAUGUGUUUUGUGCACUGUCAAACUGCUG